Messenger RNA from Zea mays, 2717 nucleotides. Its product is annotated as wall-associated receptor kinase 4. Gene Ontology annotation, biological process: protein phosphorylation; cell surface receptor signaling pathway. The coding region runs from base 63 to 2633 and encodes 856 amino acids. The transcript is spliced from 5 exons. Gene Ontology annotation, cellular component: plasma membrane. NCBI's taxonomy places the organism in Eukaryota, Viridiplantae, Streptophyta, Magnoliopsida, Poales, Poaceae. The record is from RefSeq and is a predicted model, not a curated record. Gene Ontology annotation, molecular function: protein serine/threonine kinase activity; ATP binding; calcium ion binding.
CAAUACACGUCCAGCAGAGACCAGAGUCCAGACUAGCAAAUGAUUCCUUAGCAGUUCCCUGCAUGCCUUCUCGCUCGCCGGCAUGCCGGCCGCGUGGAAGAAACCGCCGAUCAGCCGCUGACGCGGUUGCACGACCACUCGCCCUGGCGCUCAUUCUCGUCUCUACCCUGCCUCGCGCCGCGCACUCGCAGGAUCUGGCGCUGCCACCAGUCCAGCCACGUGGUGUGAGGAGGACGAUGACGUGCGACAACAUCCCGGAGCCCUUCGGCACAAGAUCUAGAGGCGCGUCGCGUCUACCCGGCUUCGAGGUGACGUGCGGGCCAAACAGGGAGGCCAUGCUGUCCAUCGGCGGCGAUGCAUACAUGAUCGAUUUCGUGUCGGUGUCGGGCAGCUACGUGGUCGUCUUCGCGGAGCCCAUCACGCAGGUGUGCUACGACGGCAAGGGCAAGCCGACGCCGGACACUGGAACCGGCGCCAAGAGCUCGGAAGGGACGACGACGACGUUCACUUGGAGCUUGGAAGGGACGCCCUUCACUUUCUCCAAGAGUAACAAGCUGGUCAACUUCGGCUGCAACCGCACGCUCAUGGCUAACUUCUUCAUCGUGCCCGGUGAUUCCAGCCCGCUAUACACCAGCUGCACCACCACGUGCAACACCCUCCAAAUCAGCGGCUCUUGCCUUGGGGAAGCCUGCUGCGAGGCCCCCAUGGACCAGGUGAACGGCGCCAAGGCGUUCAGCCUGUCGUUCGAAAGGACCACGGCCAACGGCACCGGCGAGGAGGACGGAACCUGCAGCGCCGCGUUCUUCCUGGACAAAGACGAGACGGUCUUCACGUUCAGUGGCGAUGAGGUACGGCCGCUAAAAACAGCCUUGCUGCCACCAGGUGAGCGCAGGAUGGUUUUGGAUUGGGCGAUUGGGAGCACCAGCUGCGAGCAAACUCAGAGCUACACCUUCGAGAAACUGUGCAAGUACGGCACCUGCGUCGACGCGCCCACCGGAGCGGGCUAUCUCUGCAAAUGCCCUAGCGGGUACGACGGGAAUCCGUACGUCAGUGACGGAUGCCAAGAUAUCAACGAAUGCCGGAAUUACAAUAGUAAUAAUUGCACCUAUCAGAACCUCUGCAACAAUACUUUGGGAGGCUAUACUUGUUCUUGCCCCGAGAAUAAUAUUGGUGACGGUUACAGGACAGGAACAGGCUGCAACACCACUCUUGCGACACCUGUUUCUCCUUCACAACAACCUCAAGGUAUCAACGUGUGUGAUCACCCGGAAAAGAACCCUUGUACAUACAUUAAGUAUUGCAUUGAUUUGGAAGGAGUUGUUUCGUGCGCCUGCCCUGAAGGGAUGAGUGGCGAUGGCAGGAAAAACGGUAGAGGCUGCUGUUUUAGCUGUCAAAAGCACUUCCCUCUUGACACAGUUUUGGGUGUAAGUCUUGUGCUUAUGGUUACAACGACCACUGCUGCGUCGUGCUACUGCUGGGCAGUAAAGAAAAGAGAGCUAGGAAGAAAGAGAGCGGAAUUAUUCAGGAAGAAUGGUGGCUUACUCCUGCAGCAGAGAUUUUCAACAAUCACAUCUCAAGGCGAGGACCAAUAUUCAUCAAAGAUAUUCAGUGCGGAAGAGCUCAAGGCUGCUACUGACAACUAUAGCGAGAGUCGAAUACUUGGCCGAGGUGGACAAGGCACAGUGUACAAGGGCAUUCUUCCAGAUCAAACUGUAGUCGCCAUAAAAAAGUCCAAGGUGUUCGAUGAGAGCCAAGUGGAGCAAUUUGUCAAUGAGAUUGCCAUCUUGUCACAGAUUGAUCACCCAAAUGUUGUCAAGCUUUUGGGAUGUUGUUUAGAGACACAGGUACCAUUGCUGGUUUAUGAGUUCAUAUCUAAUGGAACACUCUUCCAGCACAUCCACAACAGAAAUGCAACUCGCCCUCUAACAUGGGAAGACUGCUUAAGGAUAGCUGCAGAGACUGCAGACGCACUUGCCUAUCUGCACUCCGCGUCUUCUAUACCUAUCAUACACAGAGACAUCAAAUCAAGCAACAUUCUGUUGGAUGGGAACUUCGUGGCUAAAAUAGCAGACUUCGGUGCAUCAAGAUCAGUCCCAUUUGAUCAAACCCAUAUAACUACUCUUAUUCAGGGGACUAUUGGGUACCUCGAUCCCGAAUAUUUCCAAAGCAGCCAACUCACCGAGAAGAGUGACGUUUACAGUUUCGGAGUCGUUCUUGCAGAACUGUUGACCAGGCAAAAACCUAUUUCUGCAGCAAGGCCGGAAGAUUCAUGUAACUUGGCUAUGCAUCUGGUGGUUCUAUUUAAUAAAGGGCGCCUACUUCAGGAGAUAGAGCCACACAUUUUGGCCGAAGCAGGUGAAGACCAAUGUUAUGCCGUUGCAGAGCUUUCAGUGAGAUGCUUAAACGUGAAGGGAGAAGAACGGCCUGCCAUGGUGGUGGUGGCUUCUGUUUUACAAGAGCUAAGAAGGUCAUUCACCAUAGACCAGGCUGUCGGAAUAAAAGAUGAAUCGAUACAGGAAAACAGUGAACAAGAAGAGAAACAUCUACAUGAGUCCAGAUCAAUUCCCAGUUUGCAGUCAUCAGAAGUAAGCACACAAUGUAGCAUGGAGGCCAAAAUGUCAUCUUUUUGUUGACAAAAUAAGCAAAUUUUAUAUUAAAAUCAGAACACAUAUACUGUGACAAUCUCAUAAACUAAUAUAAGUAUAGCUCGUAUACCA